AAUAAUAGUUUACAAGAGGGCUUUUAUUUUGAAGGGAGAGUCAUUUCACGGACCUGCAGCUGUUCGCUUUGUUAUGGAGGAAGCGCGUGACUGCUCGUCACGUGACAGAGGGGUCUGAAGAUGGAGUAAUGGAGAGUUUAUUGUGAAUUUGGGGGAAUUAUUAACGUUAUAAAUCUGCGGGGACGGCCUGAAAGCGGGCAGAAUGCAGUAACAUGUGGUCGUACUGUGAUUUAUCACCUGUGAGAGCAUUACCUGUGGUGAUUCUGCUGUUAUAGUUUUUAUUUAUUGGGUGAAUUAACGCUGAUUAACUCACUCUUGAGUUCUGUUACCUGAUUUACAUCCUAAUAAUCACAGUUUAAUUAAUAAGUCUGCUCAUCAGAGAGGCGAUUAAACGCGUUAUUACUGAUAAACAGAGCGCAGGAAUAGAGGAGCCUCCUGUUCAGAAGUCUGGGUGUUACAGAAACAGUAAAUAAGAUGAAUGCUUUGGUUGCUCUUUGCCAUUUCUGUGAACUGCACGGGCCCCGGACCCUGUUCUGCACCGAGGCCGUCCAUCCACCAGCCCCCUCGCCCCCUCAGCCGGGGUCCGCCCUGCUGGGCGAUCGGGAGGCAGAGAGAGAGGGAGAGGGGCUGACCAUGAGGGCCAACAGCUCUGCCACACAGAGAGCCGACAUGUGUGAGGGCUGUCGCUCUCUCCCUGUGUCCCACCCCGGCUUCGUUAGUGUGGACACUGAGACUGGAAUCCGUUUCCUCAGCCACCAGCACCCCCGACAGGCCCAGCUCUUCAGUGUGGUCCGGCAGGCCUGCGUUCGCAGCCUCAGCUGUGAGGUGUGUCCAGGCAGGGAAGGACCCAUCUUCUUCGGGGAUGAACAGCAUGGCUUUGUGUUCUCACACACGUUCUUCAUUAAGGACAGCCUGGCGCGAGGUUUCCAGCGCUGGUACAGUAUCGUGAUGGUGGCCAUGGACAGGAUUUACCUCAUUAACUCUUGGCCUUUUCUGCUACGCCACCUAAAACUCACCAUCCAGAGUCUGCAGAGCACUGCACUGAAGGUGUUUGACAGUGAGCAGGGGGUGUGUCCCCAGAGGGCCGUACGGAUGAACAGCGCCUUCUCUCCUGCAGUGUUUCCUCACCAGCGCAGUGGAAACGCUGCCCGCUCCCUGCCCUCGCUCACCCAGCACCCUAACCUGUGGGCCAGCCUGCACGCCUCAUUCAGCUGGCUGCUGAAGGCCUGUGGGAGCAGACUGACUGAGAAGCUUCUGGAAGGAGCUCCUACUGAAGACACACUUGUCCUUAUUGAAAGACAAACAGAACAAGAAGAGGAGAUGAAUGCUGAGGGGGCUGGAGGUAAAUCGGAGAGUGCACAGUGUCGAGAUUUCCUCUUUGGUGAUGAUGGAAAGGGGGAAGAAUAUUGCGGACCAAACUUUAGAUCGCUGAGACAUCUACGACAGGUUCUCGGUGCUGCAGAGUUUCGACAGCUGGCGUGGCACGUGCUCAUGGGAAACCAGGUGAUCUGGAGAGGAACGGAUCGGGGUCUCAUCCAAUCAGCUUUUAACGUGCUCAAGACCUUGCUCCCAGUGGGUUGCGUGCGGGUGGAGGCGUACAGUUCACAGUAUGAGGAAGCGUAUCGGUAUAACUUCUUGGGUCUGAGUCCAGAUGUUCAGAUCCCAGCUCACGUCAGUUCCUCCGAGUUCACGGUGUUGGUGGACGUGCUGAAUGUGGAGCAGGGGUGUGUGCACGUCGUGUGUGAUGAUGAUGUCCUUUCACUGUACCAGUUCAGCAUCAGCAGCGCCAAUACACAACCAGUAGACAAAGGUCCGACGCUGCUGAAUAAGCUGGAGGUCGCACUGACCAAUGAGAACCUGUCUGUGGAGGUGGUGUCUCACUGCCUGCUCUGUCUGAAGGAGGAGUGGAUGAAUAAAGUGAAGGUGCUGUUUAAGUUCACGAAGGUGGACGGGCGAGGCAGGGACGACACUCAGAAGGUCCUGGUGCUGCUGGGGGCCACCGGUCCCGGGGAGGAGGACAACGUACGGCUGCUCAAAUUCUGGAUGACUGGACUCAGCAAGACCUACAAGAGCCACCUAAUGACUGCAGUCAGGGGAGUAGAAAGGACACUGAGCCAAUGAGAGAGAGAGAAAGAGAGAAAACACAUGCCCUGAUUUACAACCACUGCAAAUCUGUUCAGUCCAGAACUGUGCAAUAUUUACAAGACUAAUAUAUAUUAUUAUUAUCCUCCUUUCACCCUGUUCUCGAAUACUCAGAACCCCACAGGUAGUAUGAGUGAGAUCAGAUGCAGCAAUGCUGCUGGAGUUUUUAAACACUGUAUUUUUCUCAUUGUCAACUUUAUUAAGUCAGAAACAGAAGCUCUGAAUCUGUUGCUGAACAGUUUGUGUUGGUCAUACUCUAGUCCUUCAUCAGUGCCCACAGGAGGCCACCCAUCAGAUGCUGUCGGUGGACUAUUCUAAGUCCAGAAGUGACACUGAAAUGUUUAAAGCCUUAUCCACUCAUACCUGCACACUAGCACCUCAUACACCACCACCACCAUGCUAAUCAGUGCUAUUCACUGCACUGCUGAGAAUAAUGAUCCACCACCCAAAUAAUAAGAGCUGCUCUGUGGUGGACUAACCUGUGGGGACCUAAGCACUGAAGAAUUAGGUGAAAGGAGGAUAAUAAUAAAGUAUGUAGGAAAACAGAUACAGGAAUAUAGCCUGUAAUUAUAGUGUCCAUAUACAGCUCUGGAAAAAAGGGACCUCUUCAGUUUCUGGAUCAGUUUCUCUGAUUUAACUAUUUAUAGGUUUAUGUUUGAGUAAAAGGAACUUUGUUGUUUUAUUUUAUAAACUAUAGACAACAAUUUUUCAAAAUUCCAAAUAAAAAUAUUGCUAUUUAGAGCAUUUAUUUGCAUAAAAUGAGAAAUGGUUGAAAUAUAAAAACAAAUGCAGAGACCUCAAAUAAUGCAAAGAAAACUAGUUCAUAUUCAUAAAGUUUUAAGAGACCAGAAAUCAAUAUUUGGUGGAAUAACACUGUUUCUUUUAAUCACAGUUUUUACGCAUCUUGGCAUGUUCUCCUCCCUGAGUCUUAUACACUGCUUUUGGAUAACUUGAUGCCACUCCUGGUGCAAAAAUUGAAGCAGUUCAGUUUGGUUUGAUGGCUUGUGAUCAUCCAUCUUCCUCUUGAUUAUAUUCCAGAGGUUUUCAAUUUGUUAAAAUCAAAGCAACAUACAGAAACAAUGAGAACCCACUAUUCAUCUACCUUCAUCUGGGAGAGUUCAUAAUCACAAUAAUGUUGUGAUAAUGUUGUGCAGCUCUAGUUUAAACUCCUGGAAUUUAUCAGCUGUUGCUUACUGUUGCUGUUAUGCAAAAACCCUGUAUGAAGGAAAAGGACAAACCAAUGUAACGUUCAUUAAAUGUCAGUGUAAAAGAUAUUUAUAUAAUUUUGGAGAAUUUCUAUUGGUAUAUUUAUUUAAAAAAAAAAAAUUCAACUUCCAGUUUUUGAAUGUCAACAACAUUUGUAUUUGUCAUUAUGUGUGUAUAACUGUAAUGUUUUGUUUAACAUUAUUAAAACAUUUGAGGAAAUAACAAA
This is a messenger RNA of Astyanax mexicanus (Mexican tetra), 3574 nucleotides long. RefSeq names its product folliculin (gene flcn). The coding region runs from base 475 to 2121 and encodes 548 amino acids. Lineage: Eukaryota; Metazoa; Chordata; Actinopteri; Characiformes; Acestrorhamphidae. The record is from RefSeq and is a predicted model, not a curated record. The transcript is spliced from 12 exons. Gene Ontology annotation, biological process: positive regulation of TORC1 signaling; positive regulation of GTPase activity; positive regulation of transforming growth factor beta receptor signaling pathway. Gene Ontology annotation, molecular function: GTPase activator activity. Gene Ontology annotation, cellular component: cytosol.